Molecule: messenger RNA, 1416 nt
Organism: Aphidius gifuensis
Lineage: Eukaryota; Metazoa; Arthropoda; Insecta; Hymenoptera; Braconidae
Gene: DEF8
Product: differentially expressed in FDCP 8 homolog
Exons: 8
Coding region: 1-1392 (463 amino acids)
Source: RefSeq, a predicted model, not a curated record
AUGAACCAAUCAGAAACAAAUGGAGAGAAUCAAACUAGACAUAGAACAGCUAGUUCAGGUACAAUAUCACCAACACUAUCUGAUGCUGAAGAUUUAUCAGCAUCACCAACACUUGGAGAUGCUGAUGAUAGCUCAGAAAGUCGAAGCAUUGUUCCUUACAGUCUUAAAUCUGUUGAUGCUCUUCUAUCUCUAUCAAAAACAGCAACACUUGAUGAUUUACAUGAUAUGGUUGAUAAAUGUAAAAAAAUGGUACUUGAAACUGUUGAAUGUACUGAAGAGAGAAAAUGGCUGGUGAGAAGAUUAAUUGAGCUGAGACUACGUGCCCAAGAAAUUAGAGAAUCAACUGAUUCAAAACUAUUGGAAACACAAGUUAUUUCAGGACAUCAUUUGGUACCACAAAAAUAUCAAAUACCCAGUGCUGGACCAACAUACUGUGAUCAUUGCAGUGGUGCUAUUUGGGUCAUGUUACAAUCCUGGUAUAUAUGCAGUGAUUGUGGAUAUUCAUGUCAUUGGAAAUGUCUUGCUGAUAUUCGUAGAAUAUGUGCUCAUGUUGUUGCAAGUGAAGCAGGUGGUUAUACAUUUACAAAAGAUAUUUGUCCAGAAAAAGGUCUUUCAGCUCAACGUUACAAAUGUGCUGAGUGUCAUACAAAAAUUUCCUUUGCUAAUCCAAAAGGAUUGUCAUUGUCAUGUAUUGGCAGUCCUUUUAGACAAGCAGAAUCAAGUUGGAUUGAGCCAAGACUUUGUGAUUAUACUGGUCUUUAUUUUUGUCAACGUUGUCAUUGGAAUACCCUGGAAGUGAUACCAGCAAGAGUCAUCAGAAAUUGGGAUAUGGAAACACGUAAAGUCAGUCGUUAUGCAGCUCAAUUACUUGGACUAUUAAAUAAACGUCCAGUUCUUUUACUUGAAGAUUUAAAUAAAAAGCUAUUUUCUCUAGUUCCAGAUUUGUCUUUAUUAAAGAAAUUACGAGAAGAAUUACAAAUGAUGAAAAAAUAUUUGGUAUUUUGUCCUGAUGCUGAUGCAAAAGGUCUACCAUGGCGAAUUGGACUACGUACUCAUAUGCUUGAAAGUUCAGCAAAUUAUUCAAUAAAAGACCUUGUUGAUUUACAAAGUGGUAUUUUAAUGGAAGAAAUUCGACAAGCAUAUGAUGCCAUGAGGAGUCACAUCACUGAGUCUUGUGAACUUUGUCAUGCAAGAGGACAUUUGUGUGAAAUUUGUGGCAAUAAUGAAGUCAUUUUUCCUUGGAAUGCCUCAGCAGUAUUCUGUCAAAAAUGCAACACUGUUUAUCAUCGUGUUUGCUGGUCAAAACGUAAUCAUUGCUGUCCAAAAUGUUCAAGAAUUAAAAAACGUCUUGCUAAAAAAGAUGAAGAAUCUGAUAUAAAUAAUAUAUCAUAAUUUUAUGAGAAAAAAAAAAAUAAA